UGCUCGUUGCAGCCCCGUGAUGUAACGCUGCGUGCGUACUGCUAUGCCGAGGCAUAUUGAUACCGGCGGCACGAGAAUAGCAACAGCAGAAGUAGCGAUCACUGCGAACGUGGUGUGCGCACAAGCGUCAUGAAAAAUAUUGUCUGAAAACCGCGAUCGGCUGAAAGGAGCGAUACGAUUUCCCCCGGUGAUGCACUGACACCUGUCUCGUAUGCUGUAUCGUCGAUAAUAAUGUAAUGACGACGACGACAAGGAGGACGAUGUCACGCGACGAUCGCCAACAGUGAAAUCGGCGACGCAGACGACGACGACGACGACGACGACGACGACGACAGCGGUGAUGACGCCGAUGACGCCGCGAAUGCAGAACAACGACCGUGCACAACGUGGAAUUGUCGCAGCUUGAACUGUGCAGCGUACGCCGUCGUGCAUUGCGCGUUGAAUUCUUCAAACUUCACCGCAUUUUUCUCCCCUUUAUUUCGCGAUCGGGAUCGCCGUCGAGACGCCGGACGAAGCAGUCCCGGGCGCAAUGGCAGCUCACAAAACGGGCGGGCAGAGUACCCGUAAAAAAGUACAGGUAUCUAUGGUUAUAAGAGAUGAGAUAGAGAAGCAGCACAGGGCUGGUGUUAAUUCCUUGCAGUAUGAUCCAGUUCUACAUAGGCUAUAUUCUGCUGGCAGAGACAGUAUCAUAAGGAUAUGGAAUUGCAGAAACAUGAAAGAACCAUAUAUUCAAUCCAUGGAACAUCAUACAGAUUGGGUUAACGAUAUAGUCUUAUGUUGUAAUGGCAAAAAUCUUAUAUCAGCAAGUUCCGAUACAACUGUCAAGGUAUGGAAUGCACAUAAAGGUUUUUGCAUGUCAACACUGCGUACGCACAAAGAUUAUGUCAAAGCAUUAGCUUAUGCUAAGGAUAGAGAGCAAGUUGCUAGUGCGGGUCUAGAUAAAUCAAUAUUUCUGUGGGAUGUUAAUACAUUGACUGCUCUUACUGCAAGUAACAAUACAGUUACGACGUCGUCUCUGAGCGGAAAUAGGGACUCUAUAUACAGCCUCGCCAUGAAUCAGAUUGGCACGGUUAUCGUAAGCGGCAGCACAGAAAAGGUGCUUCGAGUGUGGGAUCCACGAUUCUGUACUAAACUUAUGAAACUUCGUGGUCAUACGGACAAUAUUAAAGCAUUAGUCCUAAACAGGGAUGGUACACAGUGCUUGUCAGCGAGUUCCGAUGGAACUAUCAAAUUGUGGUCACUUGGCCAACAGAGAUGCGUGCAAACAUUUAGAGUUCACAAAGAAGGUGUAUGGGCUUUAUUGGCAACAGAUAAUUUUAGCCAUGUAAUAUCUGGAGGUAGGGAUAAAAGAGUAGUAAUGACAGAAUUAAGCUACACAGAAAGGUAUACUGUUAUCUGCGAGGAGAAAGCACCUAUAUUGAAAAUGGCUAUGACGCCAGAUCAAUCUAGUAUUUGGGUUGCGACUAGCGAAUCGACUAUUAAUAACUGGCCAAUAAGCCAAAAAGAUUGGCAAGAGUUAGGAAUAGGAGACUAUUGCGAUUCCGCGAGUAAUGUGUCAGGCAACAUUUUAAAGAACACCGAGCCUGCGCAAAAAAUACUAGGCGGUCCUGCCAUAAGACAUUAUCAUAUAUUAAACGACAAAAGACACGUUUUGACAAAGGAUACGGAAGAAAACGUUGCAUUAUAUGAUGUAUUAAAGGCAUGUAAAGUAGAAGAUUUAGGCAGAGUUGAUUUCGAGCAAGAAUGUAAAACGAGAAACAAAAUGGUGUACGUUCCAAAUUGGUUUAACGUCGAUCUCAAAACGGGGAUGUUAACUAUACAUUUAGGGCAAGAUGAAAAUGACUGUUUCUCCGCUUGGGUUUCCGCCAAAGAAACAGGUCUAGCGGAAAAUGAUGCUGUAGACCAGAAAGUGAAUUAUGGCAAUCUUCUGCUGCAAGCAUUACUCGAAUACUGGUGGAGGCCGUUACAUGCUGAUGAUGAAAAUGAAGGCAAUGGCAAUGAUGGAAACGGUCCUAUACAUACAAGAGGAGGAAAUCCGUACUUCUCAGUACCUAGUCAUACACCUGUCAUUUUCAGUGAAGUGGGAGGUAGAACCAUCUAUCGACUAUUAGUUCGAGACGCCGCAGGGGAAACCGAAGGAGUUUUACUGAACGAGACUGUACCGCCAUGGGUAGUGAAUAUUGUCGUAGAUAAGAAUCUCCCGCAAUUCAUUAAAAUACCUUUCUAUCUUCUUCCACACGCUUCUUCGGGUGUAAAAAGUUUGAAAAAGGAUCGACUGAUAGCAAAUGAUUUUAUACAAGUGCGUAAAGUAGCCGAACAUGUUUACGACAAAGUGCUCGGUGCAGGAAGCGACUCGGGUUCGGUGGCUGGUGGUGGGAAUACAGUCUCCAGUGGAUCUCCGGCAGGCGACAGGACAAAUACAGAUUCCAAUGCUGAUAAUUCUUCGCUGGCUGAGGAAAAAGUUGAACUUUUGUGUAAUGAUCAAAUCUUGGAUCCUUCGAUGGAUUUGAGAACAGUUAGACAUUUCAUCUGGAAAAGUUCAGCAGAUUUGACACUUCAUUAUCGCCCUGUUAAAUAGUUAGGAUUAUCUACAUUGCAUCGUGAACCUUUACAGUGUGCCUGGUUUUAUACCAUGAAUAGUGGAAGAUACAUGGGCUACUUUCAGAAUAUGGUACCUUGUGCCACUUUCUUUUUAGGAAAUGAUCACCUGGAUUUAACGAAUGUUUCAUGUGACGUUGAAGCAGAAGCGAAAGAAAGUGAAGCGUAUUUGGAAUAUUAGAACAUAAGGCAGAGUUCAUAAGGCAAUAAUGUGUGGAAGUAUUAAUGUAAAUUGCUCACUUUUAUACACUUGCAUCCUGCGGCCAAAUUCAUACAAUGGAGCAUUAUACUCUUGAUUAAUCUGCUUGAAAAUAUCAUGCUUUUUGUACCUGGAUAUAGAAUUUAAAGUGCUUGUUGUCAACCAUAUAGUCUUCCCACUUCAAAAGUAUCGAUAAGAGUGCAUGGCACAAAUGCAAGAAAGAAACAGAGGGAUAGACCACAUGGUCGAGAAAAUUGUUGGUUUCGUUUGGUCUAAUGGAUUCAGGUGAUCCUUACAAAUGCUUCUCAAAUUUCCUUUAUUAAUUUUAUUUUAGCUCUAUUUCAUGAUUAGUACAUGAGAUGUCUUCUUUUAGUAUUAUAAUAAGAGUAUUGAAUAUUUAUUGAAAGUAUAAGAAAAGUUAUACAAUGUGUUUUGUUACAUGCAUGCAAAAAAUAUGUACUCCACACCUGCCUUGUUAUAUUAGAAAGCGAAAAAA
Pogonomyrmex barbatus (red harvester ant) is the source of this 3293-nucleotide messenger RNA. RefSeq names its product WD repeat-containing protein 48. The record is from RefSeq and is a predicted model, not a curated record. Gene Ontology annotation, molecular function: ubiquitin binding. Gene Ontology annotation, biological process: double-strand break repair via homologous recombination. NCBI's taxonomy places the organism in Eukaryota, Metazoa, Arthropoda, Insecta, Hymenoptera, Formicidae.